AUUGUGAUUCAUUCAUACUCACAAGACGAGAUUUGUUCAUCAGCAGAUAUUUUGUUUGAUAGUUUACGGAAACUAGAAAGUGUUUCUAAAUAUUUAGUUUCUAUUAAAUAAGCAAAAUGGAUUUAGCUCGACUGCCGAACGAUAAGAAACUGCAACUGUGCCGAUGGUACUUCAAAGUGGGCUGCCUGCUACUGCCAUUCGUGUGGGCGGUGAAUGCGAUCUGGUUCUUCAAGGAGGCGUUCAUGAAGCCUCCAUACGAUGAACAGAAGCAGAUCAAGAAAUACGUCCUAAUGAGUGCGGUGGGAGCCAUAGCCUGGGUGGCGGUGUUCGCGAUCUGGAUCACGGUGUUCCAGCUGCAGCGCGUGUCGUGGGGCGCCACGGGCGACGCGCUGUCCUUCAUAGUGCCGCUCGGACGCGCUUAGAGAGAUGAGGAGCUAAUGUGAAGUGCAGUGAUAGUGUGUGAUGGGUUACGGCCGAAUUUGAUAACUGUUCUUAAUCCAAAAUGUUCUCGACUUUAGUUAGUACAAGCUUU
Molecule: messenger RNA, 532 nt
Organism: Spodoptera frugiperda (fall armyworm)
Lineage: Eukaryota; Metazoa; Arthropoda; Insecta; Lepidoptera; Noctuidae
Gene: pen-2
Product: gamma-secretase subunit pen-2
Exons: 3
Coding region: 117-422 (101 amino acids)
Biological process (GO): Notch receptor processing
Cellular component (GO): gamma-secretase complex
Source: RefSeq, a predicted model, not a curated record